AUGGAGGUCGCAGUGGGGGAACAUCCAAAGCACAAGUUCUCGCAGGAUCAGUUCAACCGCGUUGUCCAGGAGCUGCGUCAGCUUAUCAAGUUGCCUCGUGUCGGAGCAGUCGGCGAGAUUGGGUUGGACCAUUCCGUCCCUAGGGAGCAGUGGGCUCAGCAGUCAGUUAUGCUGGAGAAGAUUUUGCAACUUGUGGAACCUGGGCAUGUCUUGGUACUACACUUGGAGAUUCCUACGUCCGUGACCAGUGCCUUCUCACAGCUGUACUUCGGAUUCACCAGUAUGGCUGCUAAGUUCAACAACCAGCAGUCCCAAGCCGCAAGGGGAAUCAACCCUGAGAGAGUAUUUUUAGAGACAGACGCUCCAUAUUUUGCCAGAUUCGGAACCAGCUAUUCCGGACCGCAUCGCAUCCAGCAUUUUUUGGUUUUUUGUUACAUCAAGAUGAACCCGGAAUCACUGCUGGCUACAUCUGUCCAAAACGCCCGACGACUGUAUCGACGCUUGUAG
Molecule: messenger RNA, 507 nt
Organism: Mizuhopecten yessoensis (Yesso scallop)
Lineage: Eukaryota; Metazoa; Mollusca; Bivalvia; Pectinida; Pectinidae
Product: 3'-5' ssDNA/RNA exonuclease TatD-like
Exons: 2
Coding region: 1-507 (168 amino acids)
Molecular function (GO): hydrolase activity, acting on ester bonds
Source: RefSeq, a predicted model, not a curated record